Messenger RNA from Podarcis lilfordi (Lilford's wall lizard), 20689 nucleotides. NCBI's taxonomy places the organism in Eukaryota, Metazoa, Chordata, Lepidosauria, Squamata, Lacertidae. The record is from the annotation of a GenBank genome assembly.
GCAGUGACGCAGCGGCUGUUGCCGGGGAACGCUCGUUCCUUCCCUCUCGGUGCGCCGCCCCCUCCCCUCUCGCUCCCGCCCCCCUCCCUUCGGCGCUCCGUCCGGGCCGCGCGCGGAGCCCAGAAAGAGGCGGACGGCGGACCAGGAGAGACGGAGCGCAGCCCCGCAGGACGAGGAGGAGCAGGACGGGCCGCCAGGAGCCGCCGCCGCCGCCGCCCGCCCGCCCGCCAUGGUGCUCGUCAAGGAAUAGUGAGUGGCCGCCUGGGGGCAUGUGGGGGGGGCGAGGGGGGUCUCUCCUCAGAAGGGCUUGAGGGAGGUGGCAGGGAGUUCCGCAGGCGGAGACCCCCCACCCACUGUCCGGAGGGACGGGGGCUGCGCUCCCUCCCGAGCGGGGGGAGGGGGUCUCUCUCUCUCUCCCCCCCCCCCGUGGGAGGGAUGCGGGUCCGAGGAAGAGGAGGAUGGACGAGGGCGGUGAAGGUCACCCUCCGCCCGAGGCCGGGAUGGGGAUGAGGAUGGCGGAGCCGCGCUUCCCUCCUCCUCCUCCUCCUCCCCGGCGCCCGGCAUCCUCUUUUGCAGGAGGACCUUGGAAGAGGAGGAAGAGCGGAAGGCCGCCGCCGCCGGGAGCCCCGAGGGAGAAGCGGGCCGCCCUCCUCCCCCUCCCCCCUGGCCCCUGGGGGGCCACCUUCCCUCUCUGGCCAAGCGGCUGCCUUGGAGGACCGGCUCGUCCGGACAGGGCACAGCAAGGUGCGGGCUUGCCGCAAGGUUAACUUGAGUGCCUCUUUUUUGCACCGUGGUGGUGGUUGUUUUUGAGGUUUUUUUUGGCUAAGGUCACUUGACCCUGCCUGAGGUCAGCCUGCAAAACCUCCUUGGUAUGGCCCUUCCCUGGGCCUCUGGCAACAGGGUCUCCCUCCUCCUCCUGCUGCUGCUGGAAGUCCUGCCUUGCCAGCGAGUGCUGGGGGGGGGGGGAGAGGACUUUUGCUGGUGCCUUCCAGGUGCUGGGAUUUGCCAAACGCCAGAGCAGGGACCCAGAAGAUGGGACAAACCAUUUGCUCUCCCUGGCAACCGGCUUGCCAACAUGGCCACAGCCAUCAGAUGCUGACGGGGCUUCCGUGGAGGAGAGCUAGAUGCCGGCAGCGAAGAGCAGCUGCUUCUUCCUUGACCUGCCUGGAGUUAAACUUCUGUCCUUCUGCAGCACUGUGUAUCCGCAGUGUGGGAUAGAGUCUGGGAUGCCCUGCUGCUCUCCGUCCUGCUCCAGGGUCCUGGUCACGUCUUGGGGGAGCGAGGCCCCACAGCACAGCGUUCCCUUUUCUUCCCCUCUCUGAAAGCACAUGGAACUUCCUGAAAGAGGUUUCAGACUGGAGCUUGUUUCAUAUAUUGCUCAAAGUUUGCCUCACCUCAGAGGCAGACAGACCCUGCAGCAGAGCUUCUUUUAAGCCUGGACCAGUCCUCCUCAGCUGUGGCCCCAAGGAAAGUGACCCACGGCUAAUCAGCCAUGUUUGGUCCAAAGUCUACUCAGUUAUGAAAGUAUGACUCGAUCGUGCUCCAUUAUAGGUUUCUAGUUGAGAGGGCUUCGAAAUAAAGUAUUUUCGUUAUUGAGGUGGUUUUACCUGUUUGCUGACUCCUUGACAUGUCUGGAAAAUGACAGCUGGCUAUGCAGAGUCUGCUUCUUCUGGACAAGUGUUGGUUUUCCCUAGUUAUAUGCAUUUUGACAGGUUGCUUGAUGAUGAACUGAAAUUCUCCGGUAUGAAAUUACUAAUUGUCUCCUGUCUGUCUCUUUGCAAACACAGACACACAUCCUAGCCUCAGGAGUCAUGCUCUGCUGGCUCAUCUCAUGCAUUGCUUUAUUCCAAAUGCUCAUAGAAUUGGAGGGUUGGAAGGUAUCCCAAGGGUCAUCUAGUCCAACCCACUUGCAAUGCAGGAAUCCUAGCUGAAUACCGUAUUUUUCGCUCUAUAACACGCACUCGACCAUAACACGCACGUAGUUUUUAGAGGAGGAAAAUCCGUAGGCAUGCCACCCGUAGGCAUUCCCUCCAUAACACGCACAGACAUUUCCCCUUACUUUUUAGGAGGAAAAAAGUGAGUGUUAUGGUGCAAAAAAUACGGUAAUCCCUGAAAGAUGACCAUCCAACCUCUGCUUAGAAACCUCCAAGGAAGGAGAGACCAAUACCUUCCAAGGGAAUCUGUUCUACUGUUGAAUGCCUCUCACUGUCAGAAAGUUCUUCCUGAUGUUUAAUUUCUUGCAAUUUGAAUCCAUUGGUUCGGAGCCUCUCCUCUGGAGCAGGAAAAAACAAACUUGCUCCAUCUUCCAUGUGACAACCCUUUAGAUGUUUGAAGGGUCAUUUCUCAGUUUCCUCUUUUCCAGGCUAAACAUACGCAGCUCCUUCAACUUUUCCUCAUAAGACUUGGUUUCCAGACCCCAGAUGAUCUUGGUUGCCUUCCUCUGCACAUGUUGCAGCUUGCCAAUGGUCUUCUUAAAUUGUGGUGCAGGACUCCAGGUGUGGUCUGACCAAGGCACGAUAGAGCGGUACUAUUAAUUCCCUUGUCCUGGACACAAUACUUCUGUUGCUGUAGCCUAGAAUAGCAUUAGCUUUUUUUUGCUGUUGCAUCACACUGUGGACUCAUGUUCAGCUUGAGGUCUACUAAGACCCCUAGAUCCUUUUCACAUGCACUACUGGCAAGCCAGGUGUCCCCCAUCUUCCAUUUAUUCAGCUGGUUCUUCCUUCCUAAGUUUAUAACCUGGCAUUUGUCCCUUUUGAAAUUCAUUUUAUUAGUUUGGGCCCAGGGUCUCCAAUCUGUUAAGGUCAUCUUGAAAUCCAAUUCUGUAUUCUGUGGCAUUAGCUACCCCCUCCCAGUUUGUUGUCUUCUGCUAACUUGAUGAGCACCCCCUCAAUUUCUUCAUCCAAGUUGUUUAUAAAUAAUGUUGAAGAACAACAGGCCCAGGACAGAACCCUGUGGCACCCCACUUGUCACUUUAUUCCAGGAUGAUGAGGAACCCUUAGUGAGCACUCCUUGGAUUCAGCCAAUCACCUACAACAAAACCACUUAACAGUUACUUCGCCCAGGCCACAUUUUAUUAGCUUCUCUGCAAGAGUAUCAUGGGGAAAUUUGUCAAAAGUCUUAUGGAAAUCAAGAUACACUAUGUCCACAACAUUCACCUUGUUUUUGAGAAACAUAUGCUGGGUCUUAGUAAUCAAAAUAUCCUCCCUCAGUGCUGUUUAAUUAUCUGUUCUGGACUUUUCCUGGUUUUGACGUCAAGCUGACUGGUGGGUAGUUUCCUAGGCCUUCUUUUCCCCUUUUUUUGAAGAUGGGGACAACGUUUUUGUCUCCUUGUUCCCGUCUUCUGGUCUGUUAUGACCAAGUUUAGGGCUGGGCUCUAAAUAUUUUGGUACAGGCUCCUGCUUUUAACAGCCAUUUUGGAAAUAUAUUUCUGGCUCUGACCAAUGACAGAGAACAAAAUAAGGCCCUUCUUUCUUUGCUGUCCUCCUUGCCAGAAGCACAGGAAGUUACUCAUUCCUCAUCUUCCACGCAGACCCUUCCAGGUGACUCUCCUCCCCUUUGACUUUCAUGUUUCCCUUUAGGGGUUUGGUGAGGGAGCUCACUCAGUAGGGCGUCUUGCCCUCGGCCUGGUUUGUGGACCACCGUGAGCUCUGCUGUCCAUCCGGCUAGUACAGAGGGGUCUCUUUGCAGAAUUCCAUACAUUCCUGGACUCCCAACGCCCGCCAUCCCAGUCUGUUGCUAGGUUGCCUGCUGGGAGCUGGAAUCCAGCUGUCCCUGAAGGGCCACAGCAAGUUCCCCAUCCUUAGAGGGAGAGGGCUGGCAUCUCUCAGGGUUGCUACUGGGUGUGCACUGCAUUGCUGGGGAAGAGAGACUGCCACAUUUCGUGUCUGGAGCCCUUCCCCAGUUUGGAGUCGUUCCAGUCCACACUGUCUUGACUUUUCUGGAGUUCAUCAGUUGGCCUUGCCAAACAUCAAGCGCUUUGCCAAAUAUUUAAGUUGUCCUAGUAUGGAGAUUACUGGCAUAGUUGUAAGAAACCCUUGUCUCUUUGUUUUAGUAGAGGUAGGCUUUGGUGACAGCUGCUAUUGUGAUGCCAUCAUCAUAACGCAUUAGAUAAAGCAAACAUCUUUGCAUCUGACGUUAAUGUUUAACUAGCCACUGUGUGUGUGUGUGUGUGUGUGUGUGUGAGAGAGAGAGAGAGAGAGAGAGAGAGAGAGAGAGACAUUAUUGUGGUGUUUGGGUUGGGGUUUACAUGUGUCUUCUUUCUUGAAAGUUCCUUGGUGGGGACAGAGUCCAUUUUGCUGUUCUAGUUUUCCUGUUUAUGGAAGUGACAGGCACAUAUAUUCUCUUUCUGUCUUUCUCUUUCUCCACACAACAUUCUGUGAAACGGGAAACUUCAUUGCUGUUCUGGGAGGUCCUUGCCUGAGUUGCCCCAGGCUGCAGAAAUGAACUCCCCAGCAGAGACAGCAUUGGCAAUGGGGGUGGCAGACAAUAGUGGGGACGGGGACGGGGGGUGUCCUAGCUCCACUGGAACCCCUUGGGCUGCCAUCCUCCAGUGGGACUGUGAGUUGUUGUUGACACUGUGCAAGUGAUCCUGGUUACUGGACCUUUAGUGAACUUCCUUUUGUCUCUUCUCUUGCAGUCGUGUUCUUUUGCCCGUGUCUGUGGAAGAGGUAAGUGCCAACUUCUCUGCUGCUUCUUUUUCAAUACCUGCCUUAAAUCUAGUCUCGGUUCCAUUUGUGGCCAGUGAGAAGUGUGUUGUGGCUACUUAAAGAUUAGCUCAUUUCUGCUUUGGUAGGGGCCACUUUGCUGCAAGCGGGGAGGAGGUGGGUGCUUAGUGCUGUGGAGAGGAACUUGUCACCAGUUCUGCAAGGGGUUGAGUGACAUUGGACAAGUUUCUGGGACUCUCCUUAAGGUGUGAGGGCCUGGCAUUUGUCUGCAAGCUUUCUAAUGUUCUUCUCACUGUUUAAACACUCAUGGUCAGAGCACCCACAAGUUUCAAGUGUGUGGCAGAUCUUUCCACCAACCCAGUUCCCUGCUCCACUCUUGGCAUCAGUUAUGGAUGGAGGAGUCUAUAAGAUUUAUUCCGGCUCCUGGGCUCUGUUGCCUGCGUGCCCUCCUUCUUAAGACUAUUUGAAUUAUUAGGAACAAGCUGCUGACUAAAGAAUGUUCCUGCAUUUGCAGCAAGAUUAGUGAGCGUUGUGUGAGGGCCUAACUCCCACCGUGCCAUAAACUUCAGCCUGCCUGCCUGCCAGGGGCUUUUGAAUGGAGGUGGAGACAUCCCUAGGAUGCAUAGCUUGUUAUUCCCUUUGCUCUCUCUCAGCGCUUUGCGCUCCAGGGAAGUGUCAGGCCCUCACUGGGGGCAUUCCUGGGUGCCUGUGGCAAAUGUGCGCAUUGCACAAAAGUGUGUGUCAUUUUCCCCAACUAUUUGUUUUGAAGCACAAGUGUGGAGGGGGCCACCAGCUUGAGCAGAGAGCUCUGGUUGACUUUCCUUCCAGGUCCAUUUUUCUGCUAAAGUCCCCCACCCCCCUCCCCAACCCUGGUGAUGGCAGUAACAAAGGACAAUGGAGGCAGAGCUAGGAGAAUGUAGGUCAGCCCAAGUGGCCUGAAGCACACACGUGCGUCUUCUGUAUCAGCUUCACCCACGGAAGGAGACCCAGCUGGGGAGCCUUGCUGGAAGUGCUGCUCCUUGCUCCUGGCCAGGUCUUUGGGUGCUGCCCUUCCUCCAGCCUGGAUUGGACGGGGCUCAUCCUGGUCUUCUGACAUGGCACUCCUGGGGCACUGACUCGCUCUCUGCUUGGGUUCCCCAUGUGGAAUAUUUGGAGAGUAAUGCUGGCCAGCCCUGUACGGUUGCUGCAGAGGUAACUGAGACAAUAUGUGUGAAGUAAAUAUGUCUGCUUGAAAUCCCCACGGCUGCCUGCUAGCAUGCUCUGGCGCCUGGGUGGCUCCUCCUGAGCAAGGGCUGGCCUGGCUGCCUCAGGCUCUGCACCUGCUGGGGUCCUGAGUCCUGUCCGGUGCUGCCUUGUCAGAAUUGGGGCAAAGCAGAGUUGGGUUCAUGUUUCCCAGAGUUCGGGUUACAGAGUGCCUUGACGGGAGAAGGAGGCUCCUGACACCUUGCAAGUGCAGCUUGGCCUCUUGCCGCUUCCGAGGCUGCACCCCUUGAGCAGCCUGGCUUCCUGUCUCCCUGGACGGGGCCUGACAGGGAGCCCCCUGGGUCAAGCUCUCUUGGAGACUCCCAUCCCUGGCUUGCGGCUUUGGCAAGGUCCGGCUGGUCCCAAAGCACAACUCAGCCAAUGCAGGCAGGUGCCGUUUCCAUUAAAGAGACCAGAAAGCCAGAGGACCUAGGAAGGUGUUGCAGGCGCGAGCUGAGAGUGGGAGCCAAAGCCCUGAGCCUACUGGGACAGGGAAGGGGGUGGGCCUGGGCAGCAGCGGGUUCUCCAGAGCUGUGUAAAGGGACGCCAAGAGGGGGAGCUGCAGAGCAGGAUUUGUCCUGAGCGGGCUGGGUGCCAGCUGUGCUCUCUCUUGAGCUUACAGAAGUCCUCAGCAUUCCUCCAAAGGAAAGCAAUGGCGGCAAAGGGGAGGAAAGCGGGAACCUUCCUCCCAAUGAGGCAGCCUAGGCAGAUUAAAAAUCCAAUGCAUCACAGUCCUACAGUCCAAUGGCCAAGGUUCCAUGUGGGGCUUGUAGGUGUCCGUUCUCUGUAUUCUGUAGGGGCAUCUGCAAGAGCCUCAAUGGGGGAGGGGGACCUUUGUAGAAUAUAAACAAGAUGGGCCAUCUUUAAUAUCCAGAGGCGAUUUAGGAUUGUAUCUAACCCCUCCCCCAAAUAUCAGUUGCUUGGUGUUUUUUGGCAGGAUGUGUGGGUGUGUUCUCAGCUGUUACUUCUAACAUGGUGCCAUCAUUUGUACCCACUCUCUGUGUCCCCCCCCCAAACCAUCCCCCUUCCUGCUUGUGAGCUGGAGGAUCUGCCUUUCCCAGCUGAAUGCAAAGCUGCUUCCAGGAGGAUGAAUGGCCCCCAAGGAGCCUGGCUGAGGGGUGGAAAGGAAGAGGGGUGCUUUCACUACAGGACCGUGUCUCCCUGAGCAUGGCACUGAGUCUGAAGUUUUAGCCCCAGCAGAGCACAGGGCCACUGACCGCCAGGCCUCCCAGAGCACUGAGCUGUUCCUGCUGGACUGAGCACCUGAGCUGAGCGGCUCCUUCCAGCCACCCCACCACCCUCCUUCCUGGGCACGGGGCCUCUUGCCCUCUUGGACACUUUCUCUGGCGGAUUCCCCCGGGGCCUGCUCUUAUUUAACACAGCAAUUUAUCUGGGCCUGCUUUCUUGUUCCAAUGGGAUUAGGGGAUCAGAAAUAACAGGGAAGAUUAAGGGGUGAAGAUGGCAGUCCAGCAGCCUGAUCCUCUUAGUGCCUGAACUCUAACUUGUGGAGCGAGAGGAUGCAGGAGAGGGAGAGUGACCGGAGAGUGCGUCAGCGCUGGGGACACGCUGCUCUCUGUCCCCAGGGGACCCCGUCUGGGAGACCCCACCCACCCCUGGGACAAAGCCACUUGUCUGCCCCAGUAUUUGCUCUCUCUGCUCUCUCUCUCUGUGUAUGUGAAUGCCAGCCCUGCACUGGAGGGGCUUCACAACUGUGCUCACAAUUAUGGGGCAGAUGGCCUAAAACGCUUGCACAGCGUGGAGGUUUAGUGUUGGACUAGGACUGGAUAGAGCCAGGCUCAAAUCCCCCUAAGCACCUAGUGCUGCUUCCUCUUAGCGGCCUAAUCCUUUCUAGGGUGAAAUGGGGGGCGCUGGGCACUGUGGAGGGCUGGGUCAACCCCUGCUCCAAGGACUCUGCAGAGCAGGCCCUGCUUCUGGCCGGUGGAAUGACCCAGGGCUCCCUCACAGGCUCUGCAAAGUCCUGGCAGCAAAUGCAGCACAUAGGCAGAAAAACAGCUUGGGUGCCCAGCACCCGACCCUGGUUCAGUCCCUGGCAGCAUUGCCAGGUAAAAAAGAGGCUAACGGUCUGCACAGUGUAAAGCAGUCAGGAACAUAGGAAGCUGCCUGACACAGGCUCAAUAAUAAUAAUACUAAUUAAUAAUAAUGUUAUUAUUUAUACCCCACCCAUCUGGCUGGAUUUCCCCAGCCACUCUAGGCAGUUUACAGCAUAUCUAAAAACAUAAAACAUCAAGCGUUAAAAGCCUUCCAAUACUGGGCUCCCCAGACCUUCCUCUGUCCAGUUUUGGGUUGCCUGUAGGGCUGGGUCUAUGCUUAUAGCACAGCCAGUGGUCAGGGAUGAUGGGAGUUGUAGUCCAGCAGCAUCUGGGGGCCCACGGCUAAAGAGCAGUGCCCUACGCAGGAUCUCUCCAGCGCCUCCGAUCAUUUGCCGUAUCUUUGCAUGGUGCUCAUGCUCCUGUUGCAAGCCACCUUGGAUCAUUCCUGACCCACCGGUUGAGACCCAGUGGGGUAGGUGAUGCUGAGCUGGCUGGACCAGUGGUCUGCCCCAGUCCAGGGCUGCUGCUUGUGUCCCUGCCUACCUGCUUGCUGAAUCUACAGUGAUGCUGUGAUGUCCCUCCUCCUUCAGUACCAAGUGGGGCAGCUGUACUCGGUGGCAGAAGCCAGCAAGAACGAAACUGGCGGUGGUGAAGGGGUGGAGGUCCUGGUGAACGAGCCCUAUGAGCGCGACGGGGAACGUGGGCAGUACACACACAAGAUCUACCACUUGCAGAGGUAUGUGGCAGAGAUGCUGCAGGCAGGGUGGGUGUUGGUCAGCUGAGGCCUUGCUUGGUCUUCCUGGGGAAGGGGUGAACUCCACUGCUUUGCAGUCUCUUUGCCUUUGGGGAGAGGAGGACAGUUGACCCCAGGCUCUGUCUUAGGAAGGCAGACCCUGUCAGAGGAAGGAGCCCUCUGGCCAGAGUUCUGAGCAGCCUUCCAAGUGAGCUUAAGGGGUGGCUGGAGGAAGUGCGUGGGGGGGGGUUGGAUCUUGGCCCCUCAAGUGACACACAGAUUCAUCCCUCCCCCUUGCAGUAAGGAAGCUCUUCUGGGUGUUUGUUCAGCCCUAGUAGUUCUGCUUUUCUGCAUGUUGGGCUUGUUGCUGCUUGUGCACAAGAAAAGCAGUGGCUCCCCUUCCUGCUCCAGCUUCUGGGCAGCUGUUCUUGUGGCACUCCUUGCUGCAGCUCCUUUUUGGGUGGGGGGUAUUGCUUUGAUCCCAGGUGCUGUGACCUGUUCAAGUGACCCUCAGGAAGCCUGCAGGCCCGUUGGAGACGGCCACAGCCAGGCACUUGUUAGCUGAGGUUCCUCAUUGACCCUUUCCGGCCUGGUGAUGAGCAGACUGGGGAGACAGAGAGGAGGAGUCACAGCUGGGUGGGGGGAGGACGUGGGGAGUCCACAGAGAGGAGCUCCCUCUUGGCCCCUUUACAAAGCAGCUUGCUGUGCAGCGAGCCCUUUGGCUUUACCUGCAACUGUGGAGAGCAGCAGGUGAGUAAUGGAGGUGGGGGGUCAGUCUGAGGUCCUGGGCCUGAGCACUGCUGGCUUGGGGGUGGUUUCAAGUCAGUUGCCUUUUUCUGCAGGGCUGGUGGCUCUUCUCAGCUUUGUGUGGCCUUCUGGGUGUUGUUUCAGCCUUUGAGUGCAGGGCAUUGUGUUUGUGGCAUUUGACACAUGUUCGCUGGCUGUUGCAGUAGUCAGUCAGAAGAUCAGAGGCCCAAAAGCAUCCUGGGCUUGUCUGUCUUUGGAGCUGGGCUGCGUGUGCAAGAUGCCGUUCAAAGACAGCUGUCUUCUGUUGCUCGUUUCCUGCAGCAAAGUCCCUCCCUUUGUGAAGAUGCUGGCCCCAGAGGGAGCCUUGAAUAUCCACGAGAAAGCCUGGAAUGCCUACCCUUACUGCCGGACUGGUGAGUAGCCUUGCACUCUGUGGGGUGGGCACCCCCCUCAUCUGUUUGGAAAAGUGCAGGCAGGGCCAGGCUUUGGGGACCUUUUGCACAGACAUUCCUAUGCUGCAACUGAGAUCACUUUCCCUCCCUGGGAUGGGCAGCUGUCUUGUGAGGCCAACCGGAGUUCCAGGGCUUUGGUGCUGGAGAGAAGCAACCGUUCUGCUUCCUUGUGUAAACCACAACAGGGCUUGUCUGAUGGAUACCUGGGCUGAUCCUGCCCGGUUGAUCAGCCAGGCAGGACUCUCCCUGCUCCAAAUCAGCCGAGAGGAAGAUUCCUGGAGAUCAGGCAGGGCUGAGUGGAGUGAGCCAGUUUGGAGGAGCUUGCGGAGGGUCCUCUUCGUGCCUUGGCAGGUGAGGGUGAGGCUGGACCCUAGGGCAGCUGCUGGCUCCCUGGUGCCGUGGCCAGGAGGAACAUCUGCCUUGGCAGCCCUGGGGGAAGAGCUUAGGCCAGCUGUCCUGGCGAGGAUCACAGUUUGUCACUGGCUUAUCACAUUAGGACUUUGCCUGAGACAUCGGGAUUCCUGCCAGGGCAUGGUCAGUGUGUCCUGGCAUUAAUUGGUGCCCCUUUCCUGCCCAGCAUUUCAUGGCUGCCCGACUGGCUUUCCUCUGGGCAUGGGUGAGGCUGCAAAUGUUCUUGCCCUUGAAAGCUUCGCCGAGUCCCUUGGCCUCAGGUGCUUUCCCCAAACCGUGGACUAAUGAGCUUCUCAUGAAGGGAAACAGCAACCCUUGUUCCUCUCCAGCAGCUGCCAAGCUGUGCCUCUGGCAGGCCAGCACAUAGCUCAGCACUUCUGCUUUCCAGGCCUGCCAUGUUAGUGUUUUGGGUGGGAGAACGGUGUAGCCACAAGGCUUGGUUGGUGCAGGAGCUGCUCACGCAGGUCACAGGGGGCCUUGCUGCCUUCGCCUGAGUUUUCCAAGGGCAGAGAAGGCACACUGGGUGGGGGCCCAGGCCGUGGCCUCUUCUGGCCAUGAGUCCUUGCAUUGCUCAGGCCUCCCUGGGGGAAACAUCUAUUGCUGCUCCUGCCCUGGACCAGAGUCUGUGGAGGCAGCCUAGUUGGGAGGGGGAGCUGCACCUCCACCUGGACUUGCAGCAGUGCUGCAUCCAGGGCAGGCCACACUUUGUGGCAGCUGCGCAGGGCUAGGGAUGGCUUAGUGGGGAUCUUGGGACACUGCGGUUCUUCAUUUCCUGGAAGAAACUAGCAAACUGUGCAAGGCCCAUCCUUGAGAGUUGGGCAACAGCGCUCUGAUUCAGGAGCCCUGCCCUGUGAACCUCUGCUCUCUCUUCCUUGCUUUAAGUUGGGAACGACACACCCAGCAUGCUCUGGGACUGUGCGCCAAGGGAACUGCCAUGGCGGCUUCUUGUCCCGGUACAUUCCCAGGUGUUCCCUUGUGAAAACUUGUAGGGCCAAGCAACCUGGCCGAUCCUGAAAAGGUGGCGUUAAUUCCUCAGAAGUCUCUGCGCUUUGAGCAGCCGUCUGACGCGGGGCGUUGAAACCCUGGCAUUUGCCCUGUGAGCUUCCGCUCCUCCUCUUCAGAAUGGAAAGAGUGGCGGUGGCUGGUGCAGAUGCCCGGCCUGUCACCAGAUCCACCGAGGCCUGGCUCAUGAAUAAUGGAGCUCUGCUAUCAGAAGCAUCUGAUUACUGGCAGCCAGCGUUGGACUUGGUGUGCUGGUUUUGGUUACCACACGGUGGAAUGUGAAGAGCUGGCCUGGCCUGGGAGGCGGCUCUUUCCCCCUGUGCAGGAUUGGAGUGGGGAGAGAAGGAGAAUGUCCUUAUGCACAAAGUGGAGAAGGCCUGGCAGGCAGCAGUCACCUGACCAAACUUAUUCCAUCUUCUCAUCCAGCUGGAAGCAAAUGGCAGCAGAGCCUCAAGCCUGGUUCACCAGGCGGCUGGGACAUUUCCCCCAGGGUGGUGCGCUGUCUCCUCUAGAGGAAGCCUUUUCCAGCCUGUUUUCUAGGCACAGAAACUCCAGGGCAGCAAAGUCUCCUACACCCCUCUGCCUAUGGAGAACACUUCUUCCUCCCCAUCCUGCAGGAGUGGGGGGCCCUGUGGUCCUCCAGAUGCUGCUGGACUCCCAGUGUCCAUCAGCUGCAGCCAGCAGAGGAAAGGAGGAGGAGGGAGCUGGGGAUGGCUUUGUGAUGCAUGUUUGGUUAUUGUAAGGGUUGGGUUGAGGAGUUCCUCCACAAGCCGGGGCCACUGUCAGUGCAGACCAUGAAGGGCUGUGGUCCACCUUGUUAUAUGGGAGCUUCCUAGGUGAACCCACAAGGCCCCUCGUGCUCUGAGAUGUGACACCCCCACCCCUGUGAACAGCAAUAGAGCUGGUGCCCCCUCUGAAAAGGAGGAGCCCCAGGCAGUGCUGUUGAUUCAGAGGCAGGCAGGAGCAGAAUGACCCAGGAGCAGAUCCAGGGCUGUGGGGAGGGUUUGGGGCAGCAGGAGCGCUUCCUGCUGGCAAUCCAUUUGUGUCCCCCCCCCAGGCACCACUGGGCUACAUGCAUGGGGAUGGAGGAGUGUGGCACAGUUCCUGCUGCAUCUCCAAACUUUUCUCUCUCUCAUGAAAGCUGUCUUUCUCUUUCCAUGUGCCGAUUUUUGGAGCAGUUAUUACGGUGAGUGUGGCUUCCUCCCUCUUUCAGAGCAGAGGUGUAUGAGUGAUUGGGGAGGCUACUGGGAUGUCCCACAGCCAGGUGGGGUUUGCAGAGGGACUGCACCCUCGUGAUGUGGAGCCCCUGCUUUGCACACAGAAGCUCCCAGCUGACAGAAGACCCUUCUCUCUUCAGGGGUGAACUAACCCUAACCCCUCCACAGCCUCCUGCCCCCAGCCCUGUUCUCAUCCUGGGCCAGCUGAGAUCCUCCUGGGCCACUUGUACCAACCGGCUCUCCCUGUCCUGUGGCCUUUGCCCCUUCCUUCGCUGCUCAGCAGGGGCCAUUGGGCCCCCAUCCUGGCCACUGAAUCCUGUGCCCAGAGUGCUUUGGUUUAUAGACUCGGUGUCUAGGCCGGUCCUAGCAGGCCCUCGAUCAGCCCCUCUAGGAAGUGGCUGCCCUGGCGAUGGAUUCCAGGCAGGGCAAAGAAGUUGUGGGUGGGCUGGCUCCCUCCGGCUCUGGCCUGCUAGCCAAACCCCUGGAGAGCCUCUGCCACCCUUUGUCCUGGGGCAGGGGGCCAAGGCUCUGUCAGCUCCAGGCAUUCUUUGAGGGUUCUAGUCAACUACACUUUGCCCCCAACAGGGACUGUUUGUCUCUUAGCUGGAAGAGCACUGCAACAUCUUUAAAGCUACUCCAUUCUCAUUUUGUGAUAUAUAAAACAGUACAGGUUAAAUGUUAGCAGGCACAGAGUUCUGAGAUAUUUGCCAAAUAAUGUAAGAGCAAGUUUUCUCACAAUGUUUCUAAGGGCCUGGAAUUCCAUGGCUGUGAUGUGAUCCCAGCCUGUGAGAGAAAGUUGCCUGACCCAACUUCAGAAGCCAAUGGGGAAAGGAGAGCAAGCAGACAGAUCCGCUGCCCCAAGGGUGGAGUCUGGGAAAGGUGUAUCUCCCGCUUGCUUUUCCUAAUUCCCAGCUGGUAACGGAAUCUUCUCUCUUUGGCAGAAUGAGUACAUGAAAGACGACUUCUUGAUCAAAAUUGAGACCUGGCACAAACCGGACCUUGGCAUGCAGGAGAACGUAAGUGCCCUUGGCAGGAACGGCCCCUGUGGCUGGCUCUGCGUCCCGGAAGCGGGUGGCAAAGAGAUGGCUCUGCAGAGCUUGCGUUCUGGAGGUGGCCAAGUGCAAAGAAGGCUCGGGCAUGUUGCUGGUUUGGAGCAAUUCUAAGCCAGAAGCGCUUGUCCCCAAGUGAAGCCUCCCCAGCCACCUCCCCAUGCACUGCUCAGGAGCGCCACAAGACGAUACGCCUCCCGUGCGUGUGCUGGGGUUCCCCCAGGAGUUUGUGUGUCCAUCUUAAAAUGCCUCUCCCUGGACCACACAGGCUGUGGGGUGAAGUGUCCCCUCAGCCUGCUCUUGCGGGCAAUGGGGGGAUUCUUCACUUAUUAGCUUGCUUUUGGACAGGAGCUCUUUCCACCUGGGGCAGAGGAGAGGUUGCUUUUGGGACCCCGGAGGACCUGGCUCUUCAUGAGCCACCCCUCAGCUUCUCUCAUGUCUUUUCUUGCUGCUGCUGUGUUUAUUUGAUUUGUCUUACUUAGAAAACUAUUAAUUCUGAAGUGAUGUGCAAUGGGGGUUGUACAAAAUCAUAAUGUAACAAUAAGAAUGUAUGAAACUAAUGAGCAGUAUCCAACAUUAGUCGUACUUGGAGCACCAAAGCAAAUGGGCAUAGUUAACUUGGGUCCAUUAAUUUCAGUGGGUUUACUCUGAGUAGAACUUAGUUGAAUAUAGCUUACAGUGUGCCCGGCAAGCGCAGACGAAACCAAAGGGUUUCCGUUUGCAUUCAUGGGCUCCGCCGCCAGGGGGACCAAUGCACGGGGGGAAAGCCCUCCGGCCUUCAGGGUCCAGGCUGGCGGGCCGAAGGCCCCCGCAGCUUUAAGCAGUCGAUGCGCCCGCUAUCGGACGGUUGGGCAGGAAGGUGCCUGGGCGCUGAUCAGCGCGCGCAGGCCGGCGCGAGCUUCCCCGGGCUGUCCGCGCCUGGGCGCGCUGAUCUCAGCCGCGCAGGCCGGCACCCUCUGCAGCGGCAGCGCGCGCGCUCGCGGGUCCGCCCUGGCGCUGAUUGCGCGAGCCGCUGCCGGCACUCUCCAGCGCGCAGCGCUGCGCUGCUCGAGGUCCGCGGCCUGGCGCGCGAUCCAGCGCGCAGGCGCGCAGCUGCUGCUCCUGGCUGACAGCAGGUGGGGACAAGGCCUUCAGAAAGGUCAGGACCUCUAGGCUGCGGGGCAAGUCUUUGUCCCCCUGCCUGCCUUCCCAGGGGCUUUAAGUUGCCCCGGACAGCGGAGAAGUCCUCCGCUGUCCCGGGGCAAUUUUAAAUUGCCGCCCGCCAGCAUUUUAAGAUCGCCCCGGACAGCGGAGAAGCCCUCCGCUGUCCCGGGGUUUUUUAAAAUGCUGGGGUGGGUGGGAAGAAAAGCCCUUGUCCCCCCCCCCAGCCUUCAGAAGAGGUCGGGGGACAGACUGUCCCCGGACCUGGUCUGAAGUCGGUUUCCCUAGGAACGCAUUAAUUGAUUUUCAAUGCAUUCCUAUGGGAAACCGUGCAUCGCAAGACGAAAAACUCGCAAGAAGAAAAAACUUGCGGAACGAAUUAAUUUCGUCUUGCGAGGCACCACUGUACUUUAAAUAUUCUGCUCUUUCAUAAAAACUGUUUUCAUGGUGAUGAGUUUCUGUGUGUUUAAAGAUCUUUGCUGUUAUGUUCUUGUCCUGCGUUGGCUGCCCUGAAAGCUCCAAUGGCUGAAGGUGGGGGGAGGAAAUCAAUUUAAAGAAGAGCCCUAAAACUUGGAAGGGGGGCGCUGAGACAUCACGCAAACGCUCCUCCUUUCUGCUGCCUGCAGGUUCACAAACUGGACCCGAAUGAAUGGAAGAAUGUAGAAGCCGUCUAUAUCGACAUUGCAGACCGGAGCCAAGUGCUUUCAAGGGUACGGCAGCCGAGUGCGAGAGCUGGCCUGGGGUGGGUGUUCAGGAGAAGGGCUCCUCUUGGGCUGCAGGCGGGUGGGGGCUUUGCUUGGCUGGAGAAAAGCAGCUGCCUCUGUCGGGGGCUGUUUCCAGUCGGCCGAACUGGGCCCUGGGCAUAGCCACAAAUAGCCACUUCAGAGUUGUCUGGCUGCCUGUGACCUUGAGUUUUCCCUCAGAGCUCUGCAGCGGCAUAGCUUACAAAUGAAAGAAUUGGCUUAGCCACAAAAACCACUUAAGACUUCUAAUUUCUGUGGGCAUUUUGUGGAGGCUUCUAGGAGAGUAAGCGGUUCCUUUUUUCUUUUCUUUUUAUUUGCGAGCGCUGAGAAGGGACCAUAAAUCCCAGCAUAAAUCGCUCUGUUCCCUUGCUCAGGAUUGUAAUUGGCAGGGCGGCUGUGCCAUGCAUUGAGUGGAGAGAAAAGAGGGGUGCUGUCCGUCUUCCGUUCCCUGGGGGGCCUUUGGGAUUAGGAGCUCAGGCCAAGGUGGAAAUGCCCAGGUUGGGUUGGGGCUUCUUCCUCCUGGUCCCCAGUGCAGGGAGCUACAAGGCAGCCUGGGAGCUGCUGCAGCCCUCGAUACUACAGCGGACGGGGGGAAAUGGAACUCCCCUGAGCUCCUUGCUUUCCAGGAAGCAAAGGAGACUGCUUUGCACCUUUCUUUGGAGGUAGGUGUUACCUUCCUUUGCUGUAACCUGCUCCCUGUUGUAUCUGCUCCAGGAUUACAAGCCGGAAGAAGACCCAUCAAAGUUUAAAUCCACCAAAACAGGGCGUGGCCCUUUGGGGCCCAACUGGAGGGUAUGUAUGGGCAUUGGCAUAUUUCUGGGUGCUGUGCCAAAUGGCAGUGGUCCUUGGAGAAUAGGGGCUCUGUAGCUGCCAAGUGUUCAGGCUGCUUCAUAGCUGGUGGAAGGUGGCUCAGGACUGUCUUUCUUGAGACUUAAAUGGGGGGCUUUCUGGCUCACAGCCGAUAAUCUAGACAUACUGGACCUGCUAUUGUGGGUUGGGUUGCUUGAAGUAUAAACACUGAAUGAGCGGAGAGGAGGAAGAGGGGAGGGCUGGCCGUGGGGCUGGUUUGGGGCCAAGGGCUCCAUUCUGAGGAUUCCUCUCUUACGUCUGCAGAAGGAGCUGGGCAAGCAAACCGACUGUCCAUACAUGUGUGCUUACAAGCUAGUAACGGUCAAGUUCAAGUGGUGGGGACUGCAGAACAAAGUCGAAAACUUUAUACAGAAGGUGAGUGAAAGGUCAUCCCCAAAGGCCAACAGGACUUAAUUGGGGAAGGCGGGUGAGAUGGUGCAGCCCUCAGCCUUCACAAAAGGGCUGGGUGGGGAAACGUCCCUGCCGUCGCUUGGGUGUUGGUGUGCUGGGCUUUGCCAGGCGUGCCUCAUUAUUCUCUUGGAGGUGGAGCAGCCACGCACCAACUGCAGGCAGGCAAAUGAAGCCCUGCCAUGUUGCCCUCCUUGUCGUGAGGCCAGAGCAGUCAGCUCUGUCCUGUUCAUAUCUGGAUUGCUGUUGCUUUGCCUUUGGCAAGUGCACACAGCUUUCAUUUACAGCCAGCAAAACCUGUGCCUGCCUCAGAAUAGUUGCAAGCCAAGGGCUGAGAUGGCCUUUUGCGCCCAGCAAGAUGAACAGGCACUGUAGAGCCCAUCUUCCUUCUGCUUUGUGUAUCGGAGCUCUUGCAUUCUUGCGCUUGCCUGCCAGAGUUCAGAACAGUCCGUUGCUGAAUGAGGCCAAGAAUAUUGGAACUGACUUCUGGCAGGGAGCAAGGCGGUGCUGCUCCCUUGAGGGGAGUGGGGAGGCAUGACUCAGCUGCGUGGGUCAGCAUGCCCUGCUGCACGCUGGCUGUGGACGGCUCUCGCGCUGGAGCUCUGAGCUCUUCUUCCUUCUCUUGUAGCAAGAGAGGCGGCUUUUCACAAAUUUCCACCGGCAGCUGUUCUGCUGGCUUGAUAAAUGGGUUGACCUGACCAUGGAGGACAUUCGCAGGAUGGAGGACGAGACGAAGAGGCAGCUGGAUGAGGCAAGUGGGAAGGGACUUGGUCUGCUGGGCCUCAUGUCCCCCAGAGUGAUCAAGGGCCGGGGGCGGGCAAGUGGCCAGCAGCUCUGCUUUCCUUGCCCGAGUGCCUGGAGUUCUUGCUCUUUUUCUCUGUUGGAUGCUUUGUGUGUGACACGAGGCUCUGCUGAGGUCUCUCACUUCAGGAGAUCUGCCCACUUGGUUGUGCUGUUCCCUGGCCUAAUUUUGCAAAAGACCAAAAAAUCUCCUUUUCUCCUGCUGCAGAUGAGACAGAAGGACCCCUUGAAAGGAACGUCGGCUGCAGAUGACUAGCGUGGAUUCCUCUCUUUGCACGGUAUGUCCACAUCUUUGGGGCUGCCUUCAAAGGUUAGAAAAGAGGCGAUGCCACAAAUAUGGGGACAGGGUGCUUCUGACAUGAGCUGUGUUGUCCCUUCUUAAGGAUCCUGCAUUGGCUCCAAGCAUAAAUAUCAAGAGAAACAUCUGUGCCCAGUGCAAUAAAUUCCUGGUGCAAAUGUUCUUUGUGGGCUCGGCUGCAGGAGGCUUUUGGUGUGUGUGUGGGGUGUCUGAGCAGGACAUGGAAUAAAUCUUCUGCUGGCUCUCCAGGAUUGCACAGUUGACUGUACCCUCACUGUUCAAACCCUGCAAUGUCAUCCCUGACAGAAAAGGCACUCUGCGUUCCCCCUCCUUCAAAAAUGACUGCCAUAUACUCAGGAGUGUUUAAUAAAUCCAGCUACCCAGCAGAGUUUCCCCACUUGGAAGAUCGCUUUCAAGCCACUGAAGUAACCCAGUUUCUCUCUUUCUUUCCUUAAGUUUGCAAAACAGCCAGCAGGAAGGCCCAGGAACUCCACCCUCUUGACCAACGGACCAUCUCUGGAUCAAGCCCUCCUCUAUCCAGUCAGCAGGCGACUUCCAACCUCCCCUAGCUAACUCUAGUGGCCCUUACUAUCGUGAGCAAAUAGACAGUCCUCUGGUCCUGAGCGCUCUGGCCUUGGCACCUGGGCUGGAGGCGCUUCCUGGGGGAUGGCUGCCCCUGUGACACAGCCGCCUUCCCCAGAAGAGUGUUCAGCCUGAUUCCCAUGUGGCUCUUUGAUUUCCAAGUGACCGUUUUAGCUGAAAUAGUCUUGUGAUGUGGUGAUUUAGAUUUCAUAUGUAUGUAUAUAUCUAUAUUUUUCCUUUGAAACACUGGGAUAAACUGCUGCCUUUGUUUCUUCACCUUUCUUUGUCCAUUUGUGGAGAUGGGAACUCAGUAUUAGAGGGUGUCAGGCCAACCUUUUUGCUCCCUGAAUAUCACGGUGAUGGGCAGGGCUCCUGGCAACAAGGAGCAGGGAAGAUUGCUGCUAGCAGUGCCCUGGGCUUGAAGUGCACCUGCAUCAGCCUCUGCUCCUUGCCCAGGUUCUGCCUGCUGAGCCCCUUCCAGUGUGGUCCUCAAGGUCCACAUUGCCGCUUUUGGGGUGGUGGGAGCAGGUGACUUAGUUGGCCUGCUAGGAAAACAGUCCUGGGUCUCCUCCACCUUCCCCUUUACUACAGUAGACGAGCGGAAUGGUCUCUUAACCCGACCACCAAACGAAUUGCACAAGCAGAAUCCCGUUCUUUCAUGCUCAGGCGCUGCUUGUGUUGGGCGUUUGUGCUGCUCCUGAGCAAUAAGGCCCGUAGCACGGAGCAGUGGCACUGCAGAGGGGAUGAUCUGUCUCUCUCGGUUGCCAGGAGCUGCAGGGGUCAUGGCCAAAAGCUGGCUGAGCUCUUUGCUGCUGAGGAGGGGCUUCUGAAGCCCACUUGCCUGUGGGCUGGCAGCUGCUUAAGACAAUCACAGGAGAAAGAGCGGGUUGAACAAACACUGCCGGCUUCACUCAGGAGCUGGUGGAAGCAGAGCUGAGGCCAUGCCUUGGUGUGGCAGCCUCUGUAGCCGGGUCUCCUCCCUUUCUCCCUCCAGAGCAAGCUCUGCGCCUGAAGCAGUGGCCCUUGCCAGACAGAGAGGGUGGGAGACAAGCAGGGUGACGACGGGCAGCUUUGCCUUGAGAGGAGGCAGUUUAUCCCUCUUGUCCUCUUGUUUUGUCCAUUUUUUGCCUUAUUGAUGUCCAAGUGCAAUAAGCAAGCUUGAUCCGUUCUGGUCGCGCUCUCUUGACAGAUGACUUGAGGGGCUUUGGGGGAAAGGGGCUUUUAGCAGGCUCCCCAGGCGCAGCGGGAGACGUGGCUUAGUACUGGGCCUGCCUUGCCUGCCUGAGAAAGAGAAGCCCAGGGGUUGGGGCAAAGUCUGUUGGGACCAGGAAUGUGUCGGGUGCUCCCUCCUCCCUCCCCUCCAGGGCAAGGAGGCCCCCUGGUUAAUCUUCCUGUACUGUAAAAUACUGAGAAUUGGGAAUUAAAACACUGAACAUUUUUUUCCUUUUGGUAAUGAAGUGUAAGAGGAUUCUUAUGCUUGAAUGUGUUAACUGUUUCUAUGGCUGUUCUUAUCACUCCUGCUGCUUAAAGAUUUGUUUUUUAGCUGAGAGGCUUUGUAGCUGGUGACACCACAUCUCUAUGGAAACAGAUGGUGACAUUUUGAAGGGCGGGGGAGAAAAUCAAGGGAAGAUUGUGGUACGAAGGUGAAAGCUCUCAUUAAAACACAAAGCUUUCCUGCUUAGCAGUAAGAGCGAGAAAAAUGCAGCAAACUUCCACUCUGUGUGUCCUUUGUUCUGCUCUUUGCGUGUUGCGUUUUUUUAGAGUUCGCCUCCUGCCGAACUGUAGCUGAGGCACAUCUUCUGAGCCUUCUCUCUGCCUCCCCCCCCCCCCCCCGUGACGACUGACCUCUUUGUUCCUUCUUGGGAGGAGGGGGGAGCCCAGCAAUGGGAGCAGAGAGGGUGCUGCGGAGGCACUGCGUAACAUGUUGCAUUGGCUUCACCACCCAGACCCCACCCCACCCUGUUGGCUUGGAGGAGGAGGGUGGGUAUGGUUGCUGAGCUGAGCUGCUUUCUCCCAACACCUGCCCGGGCUUCCAUCUUUGGAGCCCAGUGGGGGGAGAGAAGCCCCCCACCCCACCAGCAUGCUCUUGCCUUUCUGGGCUCAUCCUCUGCUGGCCUCUGCAGGGACUCCCUGAUCUGUUUUGGUUGGUUCCUAGUGCAACUCCUUUUUAUGGCAAACACUUUGUAGACUUGAUUAGAUGAUCUUAUUGUUUCUUUAAUGUGAGUUUGUGCCUUUUUUUGUCUCCCAAUCUUCCAAUACAGGCAUAUUGGAAACAAAUCAAAUAAAAUCAUAGACAGAGC